AUGGCCGACUAUGAUUGGCACCCGAUCCCUCACCCUCACAUGAACUCUCACCCCAGCGUCGCUGCUGCUGAGUCCGCCUACGACCCGAUGCCCUACCGGAGACCCAGAGACUUUAUACAAGGGCCCGACAGCACGAGCUCGCCCUCACCCUUGGGACCACCACCCAGAAGAAUCGUAAAGCUCAGCAGUGCGCCUCCCACCCCAGGAGCCACGAUGCCCAGAACCCCAAAGGCCGGUGCUCCGUAUAGAAGGGGAAGGGUCCCGGUGGACAAUGGCUAUAAUACGUACGACGACGAGGAGGAAGACGACAGUGAGGAAGAGUCAGACGACAGUGAGGAGGAGGAGGAGGAGGAAUCUCCCCUAGCUAGGCGGCGACAGCAGCAGUCUUCCAUUCGACACCGUAGCCGCAGCACCGCCCAUCACUCGAGGACGCGGCCGCCGGUCUAUGAGUCGAGACGGUCGUCGAGGUAUUCGCGGUCUGAAUCGGAGUCGGAUUCGGAUGAGGACUCGGAAACGAGUGACUCAUCCGAAGAAGAGAAGCGGGAGACACAGCGAGAAAGAGAAAGGAGGGCGCGGGAGCGGGAGAGGUACCAAAAGGCAGCACGGCAUGCUCAGACCGUCGUCGAGCGGCGGACGCCCCCGUCAGCCGACAACACACCCAAGCGCCGUAGAAAGAUCAAAAAGAUCAUCUACAUGGAGGAGGACGGCUCCACGGAGCCUACUCCGCGGCAGUCUAUGGGCGACCUCAGCCGCUCGUCCUCGCGGCACCGCUCUCACCCGUCCUCGUCGCGUCCGGCAUCCGAGAGACACUACCCCAGACAGCAUUCCUAUAGUCCCGUCAGGAGAUUGAGCCGCCAUCAUUCGUCGGCCAAGACGUACGAAAUCUCUCAGCCUCCCAGCGCCACCAAAAGGUUGGCGUACGAGAUUCUUCCAGAUAGGGGUCGUCUCGACGUGACUCCCAGUAGGCAUUCCAGGAGACACCAGUCUCAGGUUGUGUACCCAGAGACGCGGUCGAUCCGCCGCUCCAACACCGUAUCGGGGGCAUCGCAUGUCACGUCGCACACGCGAAGCACGACUUCGUCGAAUAGGCCGGCGUCUACUUUUGUUGGAAACGCGCUCACGGGGAGCACCGUCUCCCGCUCGUCAGAGAAGCCAGCAGCCAGAGUCGAGUGUCUCGUAUGUAUGGAGGAGUUCCAGCCGAGUAGAAUCGCAAAACUCAAGUGCGGCCAUCGAUUGUGUGACGCGUGCCUCAAGAGACACUUUAAACUAUCCAUCACAGACCCGCAGCAGAUGCCUCCAAAGUGCUGUGCCGCAAACAUACCCUUGAAACACGUGGACCACUUGUUCACGCCCGAGUUCAAGAAGAAGUGGAAUAGAAAGUUCUCAGAGUUCACGGCGGCCAACCGCAUCUACUGCCCAUCGAGAAAGUGCGGCGCAUGGAUAAAACCCCAACACUUUCGCAAUGAAGGGGGAGGUCGCCAAUCCGCCAAGUGCGGCCAGUGCAAGACCAAAGUGUGCUGCUCUUGCAACGGCAAAUGGCACUCGUCGAGGGAGUGUCCCAACGAUGAAGAGACGACGAGGUUUCUGGACCACGCCAAAGACGAGGGAUGGAAGAUGUGCUACAAGUGCAGUCACAUGGUUGAGCUCAAGGAGGGCUGCAACCACAUGACGUGGUAA
Messenger RNA from Colletotrichum fioriniae, 1677 nucleotides. RefSeq lists its product as uncharacterized. Gene Ontology annotation, biological process: ubiquitin-dependent protein catabolic process; protein polyubiquitination; positive regulation of proteasomal ubiquitin-dependent protein catabolic process. Gene Ontology annotation, cellular component: ubiquitin ligase complex; cytoplasm. NCBI's taxonomy places the organism in Eukaryota, Fungi, Ascomycota, Sordariomycetes, Glomerellales, Glomerellaceae. The record is from RefSeq and is a predicted model, not a curated record. Gene Ontology annotation, molecular function: ubiquitin protein ligase activity; zinc ion binding; ubiquitin conjugating enzyme binding.